UGUUUCUGAAGAUGAUUCUGUUGGAACAAUGACAAAUUUCCUAAUUGUUUACGUCCUCUGAAGUGGAAAGACAUAACAUCGCAGCCGUUUAAAUCCAGUUAUUAACGGUACAGCAUAAACCAUGUAAAUUAACGACUGACUUUUUGCGGGAAAUAAAUCUUUUCAGAAGAUUUUCUGGAGAAAAAAGCAACGAAAAUGGCGUCAUCAAGAAAUGUGAAGCAACCUCCCGGCGCAGGAAUGUAUGAUCCUGCCAGCAAACUCCAGUCAAAUACACUGAAGAGACACCCUAAAAUGGAUUUAAACAAAGCAGACCUUCUGCGGUUACUCAGCUACUUGGAAGGAGAGUUACAAGCCCGAGAUGUUGUCAUUGCUACAAUGAAGGCUGAAAAGGCAAAGCAGCUACUGUACCAAGCAAAGUAUGGAAGGUUUGGAUUGGGAGAUCCGUUUUCUGCAUUACAAAGAGAUUCGGAUAACUUGAAGGAUAACUCGUUUGACGAGUCCGCCAUUAAGUCUAUGUACGAUAAUCAGCUGGCACAGCUAGAGAACCUGAUAGCGACACAGAGGAAAGCUCAGCUGAAGAUGAGGGAGCAACUGUCAGCGGCCGAGAAACGCUAUCACAAGGUGUGUAAUGAUUUGACAAUAGGAGAAAGGACAAAUACAAAAGAUUCUGGACUAGAUAGAAAUGUGACCGAGAUAUACAUGUUGGAGAAAAAAUUACAUUUAUCACAGGAGAUUGAGUAUGAGAAAAGUCAGAACAAGAAGUUAGAAAAGGAUCUUAAGAAAACAUUAGCAAGUCUGGAGGAAGAGAGAGCCAACUCCAUCAAACAUAAACAGGUGGCUGUCAUGUUAAUCAAAGAACAGAAGAAGCUGGUGGAGAAGUUAGUUAAAGACCGGGCACGGAUCCAAAAGUUAGAACAGCAGCUUCAGGACGAGCAGGAGAAGACGAGUAACGUGGUGGAGGGACUGGUCAUAGAGAGCAAGAAAUCCCUCAAAAUGGAGGCCGUCAUGGAGAAACAGAUGAGUGACUUCGACGUCGAGCGAGAGCAGCUCAGGGGGAAACUGGGUCGUGAGGAGGCCAAAAACCGGGAACUGUCCAACCAGCUGGAAGCGCUUCAGUAUCAGUUUGAUCUGCUCCAGAAACAGAUGGCCCUGGAGAAAGUGACCGCUAACAAAGACAGUUUCCAGAGUAUUGAGAUAAAGUCAACAGUCAAGACACCUGACAAGUCAGGGAGCAAUAUGGCUGUCGUUAGUCCUAAUGUAGGUCAACUGCCCCCCAAGGUCGGGAGGCUGAGCGAAGGAAGUCUGAAACUGAGCGAUGUGAGUGACAGAAAUCGUGUUGUUGAGACCGUCGUCCAAAAAGGGGGUCGAUACAGUCACUCCCCAGAGAGGUCAGUGUCUGAGGGCUACAGGACAGACACCCAGGAAAUGAGGGUGGCGCCAACAGAGCCGGUGUCCAUAGAUAGAAAUACGGAGAUGUACCGAGGUGGUCCCAGAAUUCCCCUCCAGUCAGGUUCUACAACGGUGUUAACAGGCGGCGGGAAGGUGCUGACAGUCAAUGUGGGGCACUCAAGUUCCCCUUCCUCCCCAGUCAACAUGUCACCCCGUAAAAUAGCGAUCCCUGGGAGAGGGACCCCGCCACCCCUACCCCCCAACAAACCUAGUCUGUCAUCACCGGUCACUGCCAGUCCGGUCAGCAAAGCUGUGACGCCUGUGUCCCAGGCAGGGGCCUCCCGCGGGGUUCAUAUACCUGUCAGUGUAGUGCAUAGUUCUGGAACUGUCACCCCUACGAGGGCCCCACAAGGAGAAGGAAAGGCCGCCCCCAUACGGAAGCCCACUCAGUCCCAGGUGAACAACAAUACUGACUCCGCCCCAAAUGGUCACAUGACUUUGACUGACUCCUCUGAAUCAUCCAAUGAGGCUUUAGAAUUCCUCGGACCAGAAAUGGCCGACCUUCAGAACCUACUAACUUCUAUCAUGGCAGGACUGGGGUCUACAUCAGAUAGCGUUGAUUCGGAUAAUUCACUACAUUUAGACGGAUCUCCCGCGCUCUCAGCUGAUGUGCUUAACUCCCCCGUUCAUAGAUUUGCUGCCGACGGAAAUUUCACCUCAUUACAGAAACUCAUUAUUGACUCUCAGGCUGAUGUUAACCUCCCGAUAAAAGACGGAUCCACCCCACUCAUUUUAGCUGCUAAGUAUGGUCACGAAGAUUGUGUGAGACUGCUGUUAGAUAAUGGAGCCAGUGUGUCGACAUACAGUGAUAGUAACUACAUGGCGACACACGCCGCCUCAGCCAACGGACAUGACAGUUGUUUAAAGCUGUUGUUGGAGAGAGGAGGGAACCCUAACACGGGAGAUUGGCAGAAUUGGACCCCCCUACACCUGGCCGCCACCCACGGGCACACUCACUGCUGUCAACUAUUGCUAGACCACGGGGCAAGGCUCAAUGUGUGCUCAGCAACUACCUGGACCCCUCUACACAGUGUGGUACAUGCCGACCAAUCAGAAUGUCUGGAAUUUUUACUGGACUACCACUCUCGGUUACCACAGCAACCAGGUCAUGUGACUACACAGGAACUUGUGGACAUUUCUGACAAUGAUGGCUGGACUGUUAGUCAUGUAGCGGCUUCCAAAAACUCUACAGAUUGUCUGUCAAUCAUAAGUAAGUACUGCAAUAUAGAUGUCAAGAAGACUGACAGAUGGGGGCGGAGCUUAAUAGAUGUAGCCACACCCAUUUGCAAUCAAUUUCUGUCUCAGUUAGGUAGCUCCUGUAUACACGUGCCCGUGGCAAUUGAGCUGAGUUACGCUCGUCUGUCAGGGGUAGAUAACUCCAGUAACAUUUCUGGUCAGUCGUUUGUGGUGGGGGCGGUACAGAUAACCUCGGCCACGGGUUGGAUGGAGUUGGAGGGCGUGUUACAGGCGGUGCUGUCUAACUUCCUCAGCCAGCUGGACACCGGAAUCCGAACCAAGAAAACCAGCAGACUGGAUCCGGAGAUAACUAGUGAUAACCAGUAUAGUCUAGGUCUGGGGCUCAAGGCAAUACAGCACUACUCUAUAGGUUCCUAUCACUGGGUGGCUGGAUUACACUCCGUGGACAAUCUCCCCUACGACAUUUUGUGCAAUAACCAAUCUCAGACCAUCAACAUAGUACUAGAAGGUAACCUAGAGACCGUGUCCUGUGAUGUAUUGUUACCUGUCCCUGUUCUACAGAACUACCUCAGACUGCUGGAACAUUAUAAAAGUGUUGUGUUCUAUGGACCAGAGUCAACGGGUAAAACCUACCUGGCUCACAGGAUGGCUCACUUUGUCGCGGAAAAGGGAAAUCCCUUGGUCAAAUGUAGUGAGCUUUGUCAUGCCAAGAGGAAGGAAAUAUUCAAUCAGGAAUUUGUACAGUUCUGCGAGAUUGAACCUAUGAAGAUUUUGAAGCAUGUUACAACAAGGUGGCUGUCAUUAGAGCGUGUGGUGAAAAGAACUCUUGAUCUGUGGCCUGCCCUGUCCAGCUAUUUUAACAGUCACGAUGAGGCAGAUAAGGAAGGAAAAGUGCAGAAGCUUGCAGGACAUCUUGCAAAUCCAGAAGUGAAACUGUACUUCUACUUUCUACAAUUCAUCCUAGAACCAAUGAAUGAGUUUAAUUUAUCCUGCCAGGCAGAUGCUGUUAAAAUUGGUUUGUUGACGGAACAAAUGAAGAGGCUCUUGAAAAAGUUUUUGACCAAAUUCACAAAAGUGGCAGUCAUUCAGAAAUACUUACAAGUAAAGGACAUCCCUUACUCCAACAGGGAAAGUCAACAUGAUGAUGAAUUGCUUGCUAUUGGUAGAGAUGCAAGAGUGUACCUGGAUGAAGUUGAUGAAAUGCUUGCCCCUUCAUCCAGAUCAAGAUUUUUUAGAUCAGUCAGAAAUUUCUACGUGGCAGUAACAGACAAAAUGUUGAAGAAAUUUCCUUUUGAUGAUCCGACUAUUACCAACAUGGCCUUCCUCAACCCAGAUAAUAGAGCCAGUGUUACAUCUGAUACUGUUGUUCACCUAUGCAAGAGGUUUAAUGUCCUAAAAGAAGAAGAGUAUCAACAGCUUACAGAUGAGUUCAUGGACUUUCAACUUUUGGCAGAUGAUGAACUGCCAGAUAGAUCAUCAGUGGAGAGCUAUUGGGGUGAAAUAGCUCAAAUGCAGGACAUAUUCACAAAACAAAAAAGAUUUCCUUGUUUGAGCAAACUUGCUUUAAUGUGUAUUGUAAUCCCCAUCUCUAAUGCAGAUUCUGAGAGAAUGUUCUCCAUAAUGAGAAAAAUUGUCACAGAAUGCAGAUCUGAACUCAAAAAUGACACAGUUUGCUCAUUGCUAUGUACAAAACAGAACAAAGACCAUGACUGUUAUGAAUACUUUCCAUCUGAAAGUGUGCUUAAAGCAGCAAAACUGGCAUGUAAAGAUUAUAAUUUAAGCCUGAAAUAAAAUGUAAUGAAUA
This is a messenger RNA of Saccostrea cuccullata (small rock oyster), 4450 nucleotides long. RefSeq names its product cortactin-binding protein 2-like. Lineage: Eukaryota; Metazoa; Mollusca; Bivalvia; Ostreida; Ostreidae. The coding region runs from base 196 to 4437 and encodes 1413 amino acids. The record is from RefSeq and is a predicted model, not a curated record. The transcript is spliced from 22 exons. Gene Ontology annotation, molecular function: protein dimerization activity.